AUGUCGGCGCGGCUGGCGCUCAAACUGGGGCCGCCCCGGCAAUUCCCCAAAUGGUUUCGAGGGCAGGCGAAGACACAUUUCUUCCAUCAGCAAACUUGCAAUGUGACACGAAGAUGGUAUCAAGCGCGGAGCGGCAAAGCUACUGACUUACCUUUCGCCUAUACCUGGCUUACAAGGACGCCUGAUCAGAUUGUGAGUGUCCCUUGCUGCGCUCAGGGUGAUGAUACCAAGCUAAACCAGCAAGAGACUCCAGAUGACGUUCUUACGAGCUUCCCUUCUACUUCCUCGUCGUUAGCAGAAUCAGGCGAUGUCCCGAUCCUUCUUGUUACCCCCUCCUUUGCGCAUUGGUUCAAUUCCGAUAAUACAUUCCUCGAACAAUGGAUAAACCGACUCUAUCAGAAUCCCACCACACCCGCUCCGAUUCACGCCGUCCUUGCCAUCGUUGAUAGAAUACCUGAUCCUCGUCCUCAAUCUGAUAUCGGAGGGCGGAAGGCUGACACACCCGACACCUUAACGGAAUCGGAGGGUUUGGCGCUCACUUUCGCGAAGGCGGAAAAUAUCGCUGGGAAAGCUUCCGCACUGCGCUCUGUCAGGUCAACGACUACAGAGGAGUCGUCCUUGAUAUUCUCAAUCGAAACUACCGUUCCAGACACGCCUGGACAGUCUGUUCGCAGGCCGGUCCAUGAAGUUGGGUUGCGUCUCGCUAAUACGAUCUUCAUUAAUGGAAAUGAUACCACUCUUCUCGGGACACGCUGGGUGUACGACUCCUCCUCGAGCAAGUAUAAUUUAGAUCAAACUCUUUCUCUGUCUAGCUGCGUGGUCAGAAAUUUUGCGCAAAGUCUACAAAGCUCAUUUGGGCUUCCAUUGUAUCCUGUCAGCCAGAGACGGAAAGUCAUCGCUAGCAUGGGUAAUAUUCUACGCCAGCUUGCGAAACAUGCAGAUGACCCGUCCAAUGAACCGAUGCCCGCUUCUUCUGAGCUCGAAAAGGAACUCCCCCGUUACAUCGCGGAACACAACAUCGCCGACCGGAGAGUUUCUGUCUGGGCCCUGGUUGAAAAGCCCGGUAAUAACGCCUCUUCUGAGGCAACCCUUACUCAAGACCGCCUCACUUCAUCCGUUCAGGCAGGCGGCAAGCUUCACCGUGUCAUGAGUGGCGGAGGAGGAUGGGGCAAGAAGCAGGGUUUGCUAUCACUGGAUCCCGAGACCAGCUUCUUGGAUCCAAGCGACCGCGGACAGCUCUCCUCUGUGGACCGUCUAUUCUCUCUGGGUGAUGUAACCCCGGCGGGAGAAUCAUUCGCCUCCCUCGACAAGUAUAUGAUGAUGGACGAUCUCUCGUCCCUGUCACAAGUGGCAGAACAAGGUGACUAUGUCCAAUUCUUUGUUUCUGUCGAGCCAAAGAGUGAGCAUACAAAGCUAUCUGAGCUACCGGAUGGGGGUGUCACGUAUCGGUUCGGGGUCCUCUCCGAUGCGGAGUCCUUGACCAGCAUAUCACCCGCACAUAAGGAGCUGAUAGCGGUUCCUCAUUACUUUGGCGCUCUCACUGAGAAGGCAAUCGCGUAUUCCCAACCCAAGAUUGACCCCGACUCGAAGGGAGGAGUACUGGAAACCAGCACCAAAUGUGAUAUACCUGGUUGCCGGGUUGAGAUGACUCUUUCCUAG
Molecule: messenger RNA, 1659 nt
Organism: Aspergillus clavatus NRRL 1
Lineage: Eukaryota; Fungi; Ascomycota; Eurotiomycetes; Eurotiales; Aspergillaceae
Exons: 1
Coding region: 1-1659 (552 amino acids)
Source: RefSeq, a predicted model, not a curated record